Cylas formicarius (sweet potato weevil) is the source of this 2058-nucleotide messenger RNA. Its product is annotated as protein-lysine N-methyltransferase EEF2KMT. The transcript has 5 exons. The record is from RefSeq and is a predicted model, not a curated record. Bases 205 to 1206 code for a protein of 333 amino acids. Lineage: Eukaryota; Metazoa; Arthropoda; Insecta; Coleoptera; Brentidae.
AUUUGAAUUUCAAAUGCAAAUUUACUUCAUAAACUUUAUAAAGCAAAAGUUUAAAUCAAAAAAGUUAUAGCAGAGUAUUUUAGAAUAUGCCUCUCAUUAGUUGUUUACUGUUCGUUCUAUUUAGUUAACUGCUUUAAUUAUCAAAAAGAAGUAGACAGUACAAAUUGUUGAUUAUAGGUUAUACAUGCCCUAUUCUGUUAUAGAAUGCAAAAAGUAGUUCAAUCAGAAACCAUUUUGAAUAUAGUUAAACAGUUUUUGACUGCGAUUCCAUUGAAACAAUUUGUGUGGAUUGAUCAAGAACUGUCUUUACAGAAUCAGCGGGAAUUAUUAAAUUUGACACUAAAUUCAAGUUUAAUUCUGGAAUUACCGAUCAAUGUGGAAUAUCAAAAGGGUUUUCUCAAAUCUCUUUUAAAGAAACUGGAAGAUGAAAAUGUUGAAAUUUUGGAUGACUUGUAUAUAGCUUACGGUCGAUUAGUUUCAACUCCACCACAACAUGAGUAUUUCAAACAUUACCUGAUUGGGUCUGUCAACAAUAUAAUAAGUUUGAAAGAAAACAUCAAUUUAAUAUCUGAUGGUACUACAGGAUUACGCACGUGGCAGGCAUCAUUGGCCCUAUCAGAAUGGUGUUUGAAAAAUAAGUUGUCACUUGAAAAUAAAAAUAUUUUGGAGCUUGGUUCAGGUGUUGGACUUACAGGAUUGGUGCUAAUACUAAAAUGUUUCCCAAAGAAAGUCUAUUUCAGCGAUUGCCAUAAAGCAGUGCUGAAAGCACUAUGUGAUAAUAUUAAUUUAAAUUUGUUGAGAAAUGGAUCAACAUUUGUGGUAAACAGUCAACUAUUUGAAAACUGCUUAUUAGAUCAAAUAGUAGGAAAUUAUACUGAAGUUAGGGUUUUGAAUUUACCAUGGGAAGAAGUGGAUAGUGAAUGGUGUAAAAAGAUUGGACAAUUAGAUUAUAUUGUGGCAGCUGAUAUAGUCUAUGACAUUGAACUUUUUAAACCCUUGUUUAGAGCUUUGGUCUUAUUAACAAAAUUUUGUCAUGUACCGGAAUUGAUUUUUGCCUGCACUGAGAGGAACGCGAGUACUUUGAAACAUUUUCUGGAAGUUAUAAAUGAAACUUUCAAGAUCGAGACCCUGGAAACACCUGAACAGGACAAUUUUAUUUCGUGGGAUAGCUCUGUCGUUCACAUUUUUAAAUUUACACCCUAUUAAGUUUGGUUUCAGAAAAUUUGUCCGCCUGAGGAAGUGUGCUUAAUAGAGGUGUCCACAAGGAAAGGUUACACUUUAUCUCAUUAUAGAAGCUAGUGGAAAUAGCAUAUAGGCAUAACGUUUUAAAUUAAGUCAGAUAACAGUGCUAGUUUAGUAAGUGUGUUCGCUAGACUUUAAGAAUAUUUAGUAGACAGUUGACAGUCGUAAGCGUUUAUAAAUAUAACGUUCAAUAGCAGUCUGCGCAAUUUUACUUAAUUAAAAUAUCAUACCACUAUUUUGUUUUAACAAAUGUAAUUUCAUAAGGCCGAGCUGUUAAUGUACUUUUAAUAUUGCGAAUGUAUGGCUAUAGUGCAUGUAAAUUUAAGCAUUCACCUUGAUCGUGAAGUGCAAUACCCAGUUAAUAAUAAAACGAUUUAAUGAAUAAAUUGAAAAUUAAAUAUUGUACUUAUAGGACAAGAGUUGUCGACUACUUGUCGUUUGAAAAUUUUCACUUCGUUAAAGUCCACGAAAAAUUUAUGUUAUUAUUAUAAAUGGUAAAAUACUAAUAAUAAUAAAUAAGUUGAUUUUAAAUCACGCAUAACAAGCAGCCGGAUUUGUUAAACAUAGAAAUAUAAAAAAUGAACGAGUAUUUGUAAAACAACUUAGGUCUAAAUAUCAUCAGAACAGAUUUUUUAGUUUUUUUUAAUACAUAAUAACUGGUUAUUCCUGGCGGUACAGGUCACAACUUGGCAACAAGAACAGUAGUAGGCAUAUAAGUGCAGGUACAGUCAGGUUAAUAGUGCUAGAAUUAAAACACUUGUAGUUAUGAUAAAGACACAAACUGUAAUUGAAAAUAAGAGGAAUAAAAAAAGAAAG